UACAAUGAAACUGAAUGAAUUUAUGAAGGUCCGCACUCUCGAUGGACUGAUCUCUCCUACAUCCGUAAAUGUCACUUAUUUCAAUCUGUGUGAUACAACCUGCCAAAUGGCUUCAGAACUGAAUGCCAUCAAAGACAGCAUGAUCUUCAGAACAUGCUGGAAAAACCAAGUGGAGGAGCUAUCAAGAGACCAAUCGGAUACAGAUAACACUGAUAGAAAUGAAGAAAUCUAUACCCUUGACCAGGUCUACAACAAAAUAUUUCAGAGCUGCUACAACAAUUACAAAAAGCUUUAUGAUAGUCUAAAGAGUGGAGAACUUCUAUUGGAAGAAAUUGACAACAUCUUUGAAGGCUAUAAAGGAAAGUGUGAAGACUUGAAAAAGGACUUAGCUAUCAUGUGCAGAGUAGACACAUCUGAUAACAGAACAUGGAUCAAAGAAAGGGUUAACCAAAUUCAGCAAUACCAGGAUGUUCAUCUAGCAGUUGAAUCUUCCAAAAUCAUUGAGGACAUCAAAAGCAUGCUAUGUCCAGAAGGGGACUUCAGUGUACUGGAGAGGUUGCUGCAAAUGAAUGACUCCAGCUUCAAGAAAAACAACCUGAACUGCAUUGAUGAUGCUUUCAUAAAUGCAAAAAAUAUUCUUAAAGGCAUUACAGACAGUCGCAAGGAAUGUCUUCAAAAAUUCCUCCAGAGUAAAGAUUUUAUCCAGUGGAUUAAAAAAGAACUUAAAGAUAUCAAUGAGCUGAAAGUUUUUGUUGACCUGGCAUCAAUCUCUGCUGGAGAAAAUGACAUGGAUGUCGAUCGAGUGGCCUGCUUUCAUGAUGCUGUCCUUGGUUUCUCGUCCAUGCUGUAUGACCUGAAGCAGGAUUCUGAUUUUCAGAAAUUCAAUGAGUCACUUGCAAAAUUGUGGAAGGCACUUGAUAAUGACAAAGAUAUACCCAAGAAGCUGCGGGAUACUUCACGCCACCUGGACUGGUUAACAACUGUUAGAGAAAGCCAUGGAUCUGUUGAAUUUUCAUCUCUGUCUCUGGCUACAUCCAUCAAUGAAAGGGGAAUAUAUUUUAUCAAGGCACAAAACCAGAAAAAGAUUACUUUAGAGAAUUCACUGACCUUGCAAAUUGAGGAUGGACAUGCAAACAUGACAUAUACCUAUGAGGACCUGAAAGAACUGCAAAAUAAACUUAUGCUUAUGUCUGGAAAAAAGCAACAAAAUCAGAGCGAAGUGGAGCGCUUCACUGAGGUGUUUGAAAACAUCCAAAGAUUUGCCAAAGCAUUCGUAGACCUUCACACUGCAGGGAACCCACUUUUCAGGUGUUGGGAAGCUAAGAUUUUUUGUAAAACUCAGAGUGACCCAUGUAUCAUUAUGGAAAUUAGGUUUUGCAAGACCCUGUGUGGCUUCCAAGUAAAUGGAAACUUAGUUGAACAGCUUACGGCUCUAUCCAAGAAGAUGGAGAUGUUUCUUGAUGACUGGCAAAACUUCAUGGACACACAGAGAUUUAACCACUACUACUUAAACUACUUCACAGCAGAACAAAUAUUCUACUUGUGCAGUGUUCUGAUUCCAACAAACAUGAAUGCAGAACUCGAAGACAAAGCGCUGAUGAUGCUUUCUUUUAUCAAAGCAAACUGCACAACAUCAGAUGUCCGGAGUAUUUGGAGAAGGUUUUAUAACCAAUAUGGCAAAAGGGAUAAUGAACACAGUGAGCCAUCGUCACCCAGUGUUAGUCAUUUUGCACAUGACAGUGACUCAGCAGAUGAAGCAGACAAGGCUCUUGGAUUGAAAGAGUUGGAGGAGUUGUGGAAUGGUUACAUGAAAAACAAGGAAAUAUUUUUCCAUGACUUACUAGACAUUAGGAGUUUAGGACGUCUCUUGCAGUUGAUGACAGAAAACCGAAAUCAGAAUGAGUUGGAAGAUGAACCGGUACUCUCAGAGACGAAAGACCAUUCACUCAGAAGGGAGUUUCCAAAAGGCCUAAAGUCAAAACAACCUAAUCUCAUAAUCUGCCAACAUGAUGAGAUCCUGACUUCAAGUAUCUGCUUGUACAUGACCAGUGACUUUGAGCCAUUGCCAACUUAUGAUGAAGUGUUUUUGUGUACCCCUUCAACAUCUUAUGAACAAGUAGAGCUUUUCCUGAGAAGAUGCCUCACAUCAGGUGACACUGGCCAGAAGAUUUACACAAUGCUGUGGGCAGACCAGCUUUCCUAUGAUGUUAGCUGUGCAAUGGAAAAGUGUUUUCAGAAACUGCAUUCCCAUAAAAAGGAUUACAGGCUAGUGAUCUUUUGCAGCUCUGAUAGAGAGCACACUUAUAUCCCUACUGCCUUCAGUCAGUACAAAACAGACUUUGUGCCACAAGAGCCACUGGAAAAGAUCCAGCAGUACUUGUCCCUUCAUUACAUCGUUACCUCAGAUUACAAGAACGCCAUGUUCAAAGGUGGCCAUUCUCUGGGUAUUGUUGCUUCCAGUCGUGCAGGAGUAGGCAAGUCACUGUAUGUCCAAAGACUGUAUGAAAAGCUAAAGAAAUGUGCCACACAAGGAAUGCCAUUUAAGAAGUGCAUCAGACUAACUGAACAUGAGGUUGAUGAUAACAAGAUUCUUCAGUUUUUGUAUGACACACCACAACAAAAUGAAAUUAAGGUGUUUCACUUUGAUGUCACAUCUUCGGUGCAAAAAGGCCUGAAUGAGCUGAUAUUCAAGCUAUUCUUUUUGCGGUACCUGAUGGAUUCAGAUGGACAGAUGUGGCACUGCAGCCAGAACCACUUAUAUAUCAUUGAAUUACUAGAAACCACAAAUGAUCAGAACAGAUGUGCCACCAGAUCAGGACGAAAGGAAAACUUUGCAUUCUUGGAUGUUUUCCCAAAGGUGUUUUGCCGUCCACCAAAAGAGGUUAUGACUUUGGAAAUGCAGAAAGAGCAAAAUCCAGACAUGGACUGUGAUGACCCCCUCAUGGAUGAUGAAUGUUUCAGGAGUGAAGCUUAUCAAAGACCAUACCAGUACCUCACACGUUUUCACAACAAUGACAGUCUUGACAACUUUACUUACCGAGGCAUUGAAGGGACUCAUGCAAAGUGUCUUCAGAUACUCUUAAUCAAUUGUGGUAUAAUCGAUCCAUCAUGGGCAGAGCUGCGUAACUUUGUCUGGUUUCUUAAUCUUCAGUUGAAAGACUGUGAGAAUUCAGUUUUCUGCAAAUUUGAGUUGGUUGGAGACACUCUUUGUGGGUUCAAAAACUUUGUGGUUGAGUUCAUGAUCUUGAUGUCCAAAGACUUUGCAACACCAUCACUAUGCAUCACUGACCAGAGCCCAGGGAGGCAACACGUUGACAUCAGUGGACUAAAAGAAAAAGACUUAGCUCCAUUCCUCAUUAGAAAAAGGUGGGAAUCAGAGCCACAUCCAUACAUCUUUUUUAAUGACGACCACAUGUCCAUGACAUUCAUUGGAUUUCACCUUAGGCCCAAUGGCCAGAAAGGGGUUGAUGCAGUAAAUCCUUUGACAGAAGAAGUGAUUAAGAAGAACAUCAUGACUCAACAGCUGUACAAUGGCUUAAAACAUCAGAGAGUUCCUUUCAAUGCCGACUUUGAUCAGCUUUCUAGAGCUGACAAGAUUGAGCAUCUGUGCAGUGUGCUUGGCAUCAAGUGGCCAACAGAUCCCGAUGUAACAUAUGAAUUGACCACCGACAAUAUCCUCAAAAUGAUGGCAAUUCAUAUGAGAUUCAGGUGUGGCAUUCCUGUCAUCAUAAUGGGGGAGACAGGAUGCGGUAAAACAAGGCUGAUAAAAUUUAUGUGUGAACUAAGAAGAUGUGGAGCACCAGCAGAAAACAUGAAACUGGUCAAAGUUCAUGGAGGAACUACGUCAGAAAUGAUUUAUGAGAAAGUGAAGGAAGCUGAAACUCUUGCAAGGACCAAUAAAGAGAAUCAUGAUCUUGACUCAGUUCUUUUCUUUGAUGAGGCAAACACCACAGAAGCCGUUAGUAGCAUCAAGGAGAUCCUUUGUGAUAAUUCAGUGCAGGGAGAAGAGUUUUGCUCUAAUACAGGGUUAUAUAUUAUUGCAGCCUGCAACCCUUACAGAAAACAUACAGACCAGAUGAUCGAGCGGCUGGAAGCAUCAGGACUGGGUUACCGGGUUCGGGCUGAGGAGACUGAAGACAGACUUUGCUCCAUCCCUCUCCGCCAGCUUGUGUAUCGUGUUCAUGUGUUACCACCCAGCAUGAUACCUCUUGUUUGGGAUUUUGGACAGCUCAAUGACACAACAGAGCAAAUGUACAUUGAACAAAUAGUACAAAGACAGGUGAAGGCCAGCGCGAUUGACAAAAACUAUAUCCCAACAAUAAUUAAAGUGUUAUCGUCAUCGCAAAAGUUCUUGAGAGAGAGGAAAGAUGAAUGUAGCUUUGUCAGUCUGAGAGAUGUUGAACGUUGCAUGCAAGUAUUUCUGUGGUUCCACAAAAAUCACCCAAUGUUUGCUGAAGCUCUAAAAGCCUUUUUACAGCAGCAAUCACACAGACAAAAAAAACUACCUGCUAGUGACAGAGUAAUCUGGUCACUCUUGAUGGCUACUGGAGUGUGCUAUCAGUCCUGUUUGGAGAGCAAAAACAAAUAUCUGAAAACUAUCAGCCAAAUUCUUCCUGAGUAUAAACCACAGAGAAUAAUGCAGGAAAUUCAACUCAUGCAGGAUCUCCUGCUCAAUGGUGUACCCAUGGCUGAGACAAUAGCCAGAAAUGAGGCUUUGAAAGAGAACUUUUUCAUGAUGGUGGUCUGCAUUGAGCUGAGAAUUCCCCUUUUUAUUGUUGGGAAACCAGGAAGCUCCAAAUCACUAUCUAAAACUCUAGUUGCGGACGCAAUGCAGGGUCCUACAUCACAUUCUGACCUCUACAAAAAGCUCAAGCAAAUACAUCUGGUGUCUUUCCAGUGUAGCCCUCAUUCAACUCCUGAAGGAAUCAUCAAUACAUUCAAGCAAUGUGCCCGCUUUCAAGAAAGCAAAAACCUGGAUGAAUAUAUUUCAGUAGUUGUUCUUGAUGAGAUUGGAUUGGCUGAGGAUUCCCCGAAAAUGCCACUGAAAGCACUGCACCCAUUACUGGAAGAGGGUUGUGUUGAUGAUGAGCCAAAACCUCAUAAAAGGGUUGGGUUCAUUGGAAUUUCCAACUGGGCACUGGAUCCUGCCAAGAUGAAUCGUGGAAUUUUUGUGUCCCGUGGAGAUUUAAAUGAGCAAGAGCUCAUCAAAAGUGCCAGAGGAAUCUGUUCCUCUGAUCAACAUGUUCUUGAAAAGAUUAAUGGUCUGUUUGAGCCUUUUGCAAAAGCAUAUAUGACAGUAUGCGAUGAAGGCAACGGAUUUUUUGGUCUGCGGGAUUUCUACAGUCUGAUAAAAAUGUUAUUUUCAAUUACCAAAACGUCUAAUAAGCGUCCUACUGCAGAUCAGAUCACCGGAGCAGUCCUGCGAAACUUUAGCGGAAAAGAUGAUGUUGAUGUAAUUGACAUAUUCAGCAGAGAAGUCGGAACUGACUUUUCCAAUACUAAUAUCACAACUAUUGAUAUGGUUGAGCAAAGCAUCUGUCCAGCUUCCAAAAUGGAGGAAAGUCGUUACCUUUUAGUACUCACAAAAAACUUUGCUGCUCUUCAGAUUCUCCAAAAGAUAUUCUGCUCUCAUCAAAUUCGCCCAGAGAUAAUCUUUGGGUCAAGUUUCCCAAAGGAUCAGGAGUACACACAGAUUUGCAGGAACAUAAACCGUGUCAAAGUGUGCAUGGAGACAGGACAGACAGUUGUGCUUCUCAACCUUCAAAAUCUGUAUGAAAGUCUGUACGAUGCUCUAAAUCAGUACUAUGUGACCCUCGGAGGUCAAAAUUAUGUUGAUCUUGGUUUAGGAACACAUCGUGUGAAAUGCAGAGUUCACCAAAACUUCAGGCUCAUCGUCAUUGAAGAGAAGGAAGUGGUUUAUGAGCAGUUUCCAAUACCACUCAUUAACAGGUUGGAGAAACACUACCUUGACAUCAACACUGUCCUCACAGAGGAACAGAAGAUCAUUGCCAGACAACUGGAGGAAUGGGUUAAUGAUUUUGUCUCCUUAAGUAGUUACUCCUCAGAAAAGAAGUAUGAUCCAAGUGAUGUGUUCAUUGGCUAUCACUCAGACACUUGUUCCUCUGUGGUCAUGCAAGUAACAGAGCGUGAGAGUACUGAGACUGAUGCUCAGGUCACUCUGAACAAAGCCAAAGACAUUCUGCUCAACUGUGCCACUCUGGACUCAGUGGUUCGUUUGGAAAAAUCCAAACUGCCUGAUGAGGAACAAGAGCAUUUAAUGCAAGAGUUUGUUAAAGAAGCAAUGCACAGUUCACUGGGAGACUACAUUGUGUAUCACACCCAGCAGCCUGAACAGUCACACUUCUUAUUCACUGAGGUUACAACCUUUUCCAGGCUGCUCACUGCAACAGACACUCAACAGCUGCAGAACCAGAUAAAGCUGGAUGCUGUACAGCUGCUAUCACUCCAGCAGUUUGAUACUGAGUACUCUUUCCUCAAGAAAAUCAGGGAAUUUCUGGGCUCAACACUUGCAGACAAAGUGCUUAUUAUCCAAGCGGAGUAUGAUGAAGGCUCCCACAGAAGGAAUAUUCUUUCUUCAGCCAAAUAUUCAUGCUUCAAUGAAAUAAACAAGUAUGACACUACUGAUGACAUGAAGACGUUUGUGUACUUUGUCAUCAAGCUACCUCGAAUGGAGGGUGGGACGACCUAUGUUGGUUUUCAAGGCGGUCCUUGGAGAUCUGUUCACAUCGAUGAUCUCAGAAGAUCAAAAGAGUUUGUUUCAGAUGUUCUUUCUUUGAAAAACCAACGCAUCAGUGAUCUUUUUGAAGAUCCACCUGAGGCCAUGGAGACAGAAGAUUACACCGGUGUACCACAAAUAGCUGAAUCCACUGUUUUGGAAGAUGUAUUUGAUACUACAGAUCUGGUGAGAAGUUGUGUGCAGAGUGCAGUGAGCAUGCUGAGAGAUGAAGUGGACAGUGGAGAAUUUAGCACCAAGAGGGUUGAAAAUCUGCUCACUCUUCUGGAUGGAAAUUAUACUCAAGGAGUGUUUGCAGAAAUUGUGAGGAAGCGUCUUCACUCACUGUUAAAGGAUUAUGAGGUCAACAUCCCCAAUCCAAAAAGCUGGGUCCUGAAUGAGGCAUCUAAUGUCAUUUCUCUUCAAGAAGGAGGGACAUUUCUACACACACUGUGGAGGAAAAUCCAAGCGGUUGUCACUCCACUUCUGGCCUACUUGGUCUCAAUCAUUGACCGAGAUUGCAAUAUGGACCUUCUCUUGGAUGAUGAAGAAGAUAUCAGGAACCUCUGGCUUGAAAUUUUUGGGAACAAAGAGAUGCUCAGUGUGCCGUAUGUGAGGGUGGAAAACAAAGUAUUAAUGGUACAAAGCCACAUCACAGGUGGCCACACCAUGUGCUGCCGUAUGCCAUUCAGUUGGUGGAUCAAAGACUUCCUAGAUGGGCUCAUGAUGCAAGCAAGACAAUCAAAACAUCAAAAGCAUUCGUUUGGGGAUUUCCAUGAUUUGUUCUUGAAAACUCCACUUGGCACUUACAUGGCAAAAAAUGUGAAUGAAAAAUUGAAAAACGAAUUUUUCAAAAAGUACCUGCAGGAUUUUGUUUCCAUGACCAUGAAAGUGGCAUCAGAUGAAAAAUUAGAGCUACUUUGUCAGGCCAUGGCCAGCUGUGUUGGCGAAAUACAGAGACAAAAACGAGAUGAUGAGCUUUCUCUACCGCUCAUCCACAUUGCCUAUCAUUUUUGCCAAAGCCGUCUUCAGAACCUUUCACGGAUGAUUUCUCUACACACUGAAAUUGUUUCACCUUUGCAAAGAAACCAGCAAAUUAGACGUUGUCCUGAAAUGGUUUUGGAUGUCUAUGCAGCCACGGCAUGUGUUGAAAGCCUGGAACCUUGUAAUUUAGAGAGUGAUACCCGCUGCCAGCAUUGGCUGAGGAAGGUGAAGAAAGUGCAGGCUUCACUGGAAUUGAUUUGCUCUCAAAAUAAUCUUCAACAGUAUGGUGAGCACUGCAAGAAAGUACUCCGUGACGUCAGUCAUGGUUGGAAGCGCAUCUACAUCCUCUCGUUGUUUGUGGAACAUUUGAUGCUGGGUUUCCAAAAUGAAGACAAUCAGCUCAGGACACUGGUCCUGAACCACAUUAAAACCCUUAGUAGAGCUGUGGAGACAAACUCGGAUGUAAAGUCUACACAGGCUUUUGAAGCAGUAGUUGAGGUCCUGAAGUCCUGUAAACAGGGGGCAACUAAUCAGAUUUUCAGGUUUGGAGGUGAAUGUGGGGUGUGCAUGAGAGAGCCUCUAGAACCAGUGGGGCUGCCAUGCUAUCACAUCUACUGCUUAACGUGUAUCAAGGAAAGCCUUGAUGCAGGACAGGCGUUCUGUCCCACCUGCCGCCAACAAUUACCAGAUGACUUCCAGCCACAUGUUUCUGAAGACACAAGAGCAUCUAUCAAGAAAAAUGCAGGAUUCAGGCAACGUUGCAACAGUUUCUUUAUUGAUCUGCUCUCUACUAUGUGCUUCAAGGACAAUACACCUCCAGAUGGAGGUGUCAUCGCACACCUUUUUUCCUACCUGAUGACAGAGACAGAUCAGAAAGAGAUUCACACCAAAGCUUUAUCACCUUUUGACGAGUCUCCAGAUAAAAACCCAGUUGUGCGAUCUGUAAUUCUCAAACUGCUACUGAAAUUCAGCUUUGAAGAGGUCAUGAAAUAUUUGCAGCAGCAUUUGUCAUCUGUUGAAGAAAGCAGAUUUGUUGAUGAUGUGGAUAAAACAGAGCUCUAUGCCUUAUACAUCAACUGUUUGGAGGACUCCAUCUGGGAGAAAAUGCCUCAGGAGGGCAACAAAGCUGCAGAGUUACAGUGUUUCAUUAAUGAAACACAGUUCCUGCAGUCCUUUUUGGCUGAAGUCACUUCUGCUCCAGCAACAGUCUCUAUUCAACACCUCCAGCAUAUUGCCCGACUGCGUGUGACCCUCAUCAUGGCUUCCCAGCUCAUCAGUGAUAGACUGUCAGGCAACCAUGUCCCAGAUGGGGCAGAAGAUUUUCUAAACAUGGUGAUAAAGCUCUGUGAGGACAGUGGGAAUAACUGGUACCGUGUUUACCUCAUCCGCAAGCUCAGCGAAUCACAGGGUGUUGAGUACGUUCAAACAAUGGUGAAACAACCUGAGUUCUUCUGGCUUUUCCCUGAAGAGAUACAUCAGCAGUGUCAAAAGAAUGAAGAUGGAGGCCUGAUGGACCAGUAUCUUGCGUAUGGAGAGGAGUACAAGGCUGUGAGAGAUGCAGUUGCCAAGGCACUAGUAGACGGCAACAUCGAGCAGAUAGAAGAAGUCUGUGAGAAAUGUAUGGCUACACGAAGGAAUCGGACAGUGUUCCUCCUGCUGGCUGUUUUCCGAGAGGUUACAACUCUGUACAGAUCUGAAAACAGGGGUCUUCAUCCUACUCCCAAGCAAUGUAAUGGAUUUGAUGACCUCAUUAACGGCUCAAGAUACCUGCCCCAAAGAGAAGUAAGAAACUUUGCGUCAGCAUUGAUUUAUAACAGACUGGGAGCUCUUACCAUCCAACCUGGUAAUACCAUUGAGGAAAACACUGUUAUCGAGCUGAUCAUCCAUCUAGCAGCUGUGCUGCUCACAGGGAGUCAUCCUCUGCUGAUGCCACUGAAAAACAUUGGCCUGUCACCUGAAAAUAUGCAGAGGGCUUUUAUACCCACAAUGCCUGAUGACAUGUUAGCUGUUGCCCAGGCAGCCAUACAACAACAAGAAACACACUAUCAGGGCCAGCUCACUUGGUAUGUCUGUCCAAAUAAUCACCCAUGCUGUGUUGAUAUGUGCGGCCGGCCGAUGGAGAGAGGCCGAUGUCUGGAGUGUGGUGCAGACAUUGGAGGGGAACAUCACAUAGCCUUGCCUGGAUUCACACAAGUUCCAUUGCACGAGGAUCAAACACGUCCCGGUCACAUUCUGGGAGACCCUCAACGGAGAAACAACCCAGAUGCCUUAGAUACCAAAAACAUGUCUCUGACUCCCUUUACUCUGGUCCGGCUAGUUACACAUCUCGCCAUGAUGCUGGGAGCCUCAGAGAAACCUCAGGUUAUCCAACAGAUAAUCCAGCCACCUGUGGAGGAUGUCAGUUUGUUUCUCAGGCUGCACAUAAUAAAGGAUCUUGAACAGCUGUCACAGGCACUGGGAAAAGGAGCUGACGACACUGUAACAUCUGUUCACUUGGUGCUCAGAUCACUUCAGGAGCUACCACAUGCCAGUAACUCUACUAUCGACCCUUACCUUACAUCCAAAGAAUCCAGAAACACCUGGGAGACUACUGUGGCUACAGAUAUUAUGACACCAAAGUUGAAGGAUCUUGACCAACUCCUACAAGAGGCAAAGGGAACCAUUAGAAAUGACUCACGUGUAUCUUCCAACUUCAUCAUAAGGACGAUCCACGGUGAUGACUGUAGCUUCCUCGCCUCACUGCAACAGGGCUCUGAGGUCGACAGCUCAGCAGUGUGGAGCUGCAGGGAGAGGCUGUCGCUGCUCAGCCUCACACACAUUAUGGAGACGAAUGAUCAAAAGGAGGAGCUCCCCCUGCUCUGGAGGUUCCUGCAGAAGGAAAGAGAAUUUCGACAUAUCAAAUUCCUCCCAGAAAUCCUAAUGCUGCAGAAACGUUUGGUGAGAAAGUACCAGAAUGCAACUGAAGAGAUCGCGGGUUCCAUCAGAGAAUUCAUUGAUCAGCAAACAGACAUGAGCCCAUGGUAUCAAAAACACAUUGAGACCUUCCUGAAAACAUGGAAUGAGCUAAGAGUCUCUGUGACCAGCAAUGAAAUAAAAAUUCCAGAAGAAUUUUGCAGCAGGGAUUUGGACCUGGACAGUGACCUCAGGUACCUCCUGCCCCGUCGGCAGGGUCCAGGCCUGUGUGCCACAGGGCUGGUCAGCUAUCUGGUGACUCUCCACAAUGAGUUGGUGAAUGCAGUGGACCGUCACACACGAGAGGACAACAGUGACUACACAGUGAGUCUGUUGGAGCUAAUGGAGCAGCAUGUGAUCAGCUAUGAUGUGGAGAAGGACCUGUUUCCUCUGGUUUUGUCCAACUGCCAGUACAGCUUGGAACGUGGCCACGAGACAAUAUCUGAGUAUGACCUGCCCAGGAUCCAACAGCAGAUCCUCACCCGCUUUCUGCAGGGAAAACCUCUCAUUACCCGCGCAGGAAUUCCCACGUUGGUCAACACGCAAGAGAGAGACUAUGAAACCAUUUUCAAAACUGUUCAUGGAAAAGUGCCACAGAGUGUUCUGACAUCUAUGGCACAGAAUACUGUGUCCAGACAGCUGGACUCCUACAGCGAGGUGUGCGAGGCGCUCAAGAUUGUGGAGCUGCUUCUGGGUUUCCUCUCAAUGACGGGUGGUGAUCCCACAAUGAAACUGGUCACUUACCUUCAGGAAAUACUAAAGAUGGACCAAAGCAUUGAUCAUCACAUACUGAAGGCUUUUAGCAAAUGUGAACUGCAGCAAUGUGUUUGUCUAUGGCAAGUCCUGUCCUCUCUCAACUCUGAAAAAAUGCUGCAACUCAAAAGAGAGCCCUUUUCGGGGUAUCCAGCCGAGUACCAGGUGCCACUGACUGAGGACAACAAGACUGAGCUGAAAGGAUUCAUGUCCAGAGGAAAUGUGGACCAGUGGCUGCUUGAGAUGCAUGAGUUCCUCUUGUUGCGCCUGGGCCGCCUACGGGCAACUGAGGACUACAAUCCAUCAUGGAGUCUGAAGGAGGUGGUCAGUGCCUACAUGGAUCAUAAAGAAGUAGAAGUCCCUCCUUACGUGGAGAAAAACCUCUCUGAAGAAGUGAAGCUGUCUCAGAUAAUUGAGACCUGGAAAUACACCAUCACAGCCAAACAGGAGUUGAUGAAUGAGUGAUGAACUGAAUGAGUGCAUAGAGAGAUAUUAGUUAUCUAAAGAAGUAAACAAAGGUAUUUUUUCUGCAUUUAUUGAUGUAAUAAUCAUAGGACGUGUUGUGCUGUUAAUUUGUUUUUGGAAUUAUUUUACAAAUUCAA
Molecule: messenger RNA, 12024 nt
Organism: Pundamilia nyererei
Lineage: Eukaryota; Metazoa; Chordata; Actinopteri; Cichliformes; Cichlidae
Product: E3 ubiquitin-protein ligase RNF213-like
Exons: 48
Coding region: 5-11887 (3960 amino acids)
Biological process (GO): ubiquitin-dependent protein catabolic process; negative regulation of non-canonical Wnt signaling pathway; sprouting angiogenesis
Cellular component (GO): cytosol; nucleolus; membrane
Molecular function (GO): ubiquitin-protein transferase activity; ATP hydrolysis activity
Source: RefSeq, a predicted model, not a curated record